AGAAGUGAAGAAAAGAAAAGGCAGGGGAGGAGCAGGAAGAGCAGGAAGAGGAUGCAGCGUAGGAGUGAUAUGGGCGUGUCUAGUGGUUCCCCGCUAUCUGACCUCCCCACCCCUCCCCCCCAGCACUUUGGAAAAGGCGCCGUUUUCCUUCAGCUAAAGCUAGCGCUAUGCUGCAAGCCACCCUGCAAGGCUUGCUUGGACGGAGCGGCGCGGAUUGGCUCGCGCAGACGACAGUACUCUAUGGGCAUAUGUGUGUGUAUCGAAGGAGUAGGUGGUUAG
Messenger RNA from Bipolaris victoriae FI3, 279 nucleotides. RefSeq lists its product as hypothetical. NCBI's taxonomy places the organism in Eukaryota, Fungi, Ascomycota, Dothideomycetes, Pleosporales, Pleosporaceae. The annotation marks the transcript as partial. The transcript has a single exon. The record is from RefSeq and is a predicted model, not a curated record.